Molecule: messenger RNA, 2225 nt
Organism: Fusarium odoratissimum NRRL 54006
Lineage: Eukaryota; Fungi; Ascomycota; Sordariomycetes; Hypocreales; Nectriaceae
Exons: 3
Coding region: 30-1418 (462 amino acids)
Biological process (GO): transmembrane transport
Molecular function (GO): transmembrane transporter activity
Source: RefSeq, a predicted model, not a curated record
CACUUCUUGCCCGUUGGCUGCUUCUCAAAAUGGCCUCCUCACACGAUGGCUCCGUCAUCAACCACCCAACCGCCUCCCCCACAAAACCAUCAUUCUUCCGCUCAAUCCCCUUCCAGAUUGCUAUAGCAUGCGGAGUUUCAUUCACUGCUCCCGGCAUGUGGGACGCCCUCGGUGGCCUUGGCGCCGGAGGAGCAGCUGAACCAUACGCCGUGUCAGCCGCUAACGCGCUUGUCUACGGAUUAUUCGCGGCUGUUUGUAUAGCAGCUGGUGCGAUCAACAACAGAAUUGGUUUACGGUAUGGUCUGGCCCUAGGAGCUAUUGGAUAUCCGAUUUAUGGCGCUGGUCUUUAUACGAAUAAUGUUGCGCCAAAGACGUGGUUUUUGCUUUUUGGAAGUGCGCUCUGUGGUAUUUCGGCGGGUUUCUUUUGGGCGGCUGAGGCAGCCAUUAUUAUUGGAUAUCCUAGUCCCAAGGAUCGUGCAUUUUAUCUUGCCAUUUGGCAAACUGCCAAGGCAGCCGGCCCCAUUGUCGGAGGCGCCAUUAAUCUCGGUCUCAACGCGCAAACUUCAUCAAAAGGAUCCGUCAGCUCAGCGACUUAUAUCGUCUUCAUUGUCAUAAUGUGUCUCGGUCUACCCAUCGCUUUACUCCUGAGCCCUGCGGAGAAGGUUCAGCGAAAAGACCGCACGCUCGUCGUCGUUCAUAAGCAACCCUCUUGGUUGGCCGAGUUCAAGGCUGUUCUGUCGCUCCUUGUCACCAAACGCAUGCUUCUGUUGAUCCCUGCUUUCUUCAUCAGUUACUUUUACAAUGGCUUUAUGAGCACUUGGUUGACAACCUACUUCACCGUUCGAGCUCGCGCCUUUUCAUCGUUCUUCACCAACUUCUCCGGAAUUAUCAGCUCAUUCCUGAUUGCUGGUUUGUUGGAUCGCCAAUCCAUCUUUAUCAAGACUCGCGCUAGAAUUGCGUUCGCUUCGAUCAUCUUCAUUCUCAUCGGUACAUGGAUCUGGGCUUCCAUUCUCCAGAAGCAAUUCUACGACGCUGAGGAGCCGCCUGUUUUUGAUUGGUUCAAGGGCGGUUUCGGCAAGGCUUAUACCCUCAUCUUCUUCUGGCAAUUUGGAGGUCAAGCUUUCCAGCAGUUCUUGUAUUGGCUUGUCGGACAGUACACGACUGAUAUCUCCUCUUUGUCCUAUCACUGCGGUAUUCUCCGAGGAUUUGAGGCUUUGGGCCAAACCGUCGCCUGGGCUAUGCAGUCUGAAGGCAACGCCAACCACUUUGUCAGUAUUGGUCUUAACUUUGGAAUCACUAUUCUGUGUAUCGUACCGACAUGGAUUGUGUUAUCUGGACUAGAGCACAGCCACGAGAUCACGGUCACAGCUGGUGAGGUGUCUUCAACAAAAGACCAAGAUCCCGAUGCCAAAGCAUAAGUUUUAACAUAAUAUUCUAUAAUAAUAAUAAUAUCUUUCAACAAGAAAAAAAAUUAAAUCAGCUCCCACUACGCUAGUGAUACAAAGAAGCAGGUCUCGGCCUAGGACUUGUACCCGACCUCGGUCUCGUCACAGCAAGUGGCGGCGGUGAUAUAGGCAUUGACGUAGAUCUUCCAACACCUUGCACAGAAGCAUCGCUGCCUAUAAAACUCCCAGGUCUUGACCUUACAGGACUCAACUCAUCAUCUUGGUGUUGAUCUCUCUCAAUUUCAACAGCAGAUACACGCACAUUUCGAAACUCUUCCCCUGGUAUCAUCGGUAGAUCAACACGAUCUGGUCUUUUGACUUUAGGCUCGGUGAUGAAGUCAUGCGCUGGGGUACCAAUCAUCUCGCCGAAUCUGAAGAAUGCAUUCUCUAUUUUCUGUCUGUAGGGGUUGCGGGGGGGUUGGUUGUGCUCUUCGUAAACUGAGGGGUCUCGAAGUCGGGAGGAGAUUGAAGACCGUGGUUGAGUUGGAUCGAGGUGCGGUGAGAGUUGGUUAUUCGUACGAGUAUCGGUGUUUGUGACAGUUAAUGUGAUAUGAUGGCUAUUCAGUGAAGAAAUACUCUCUUGGUGAGAGACUUGGCUUAUGUCAUCGUUAAAGUGACAAUGAGAACAAUUGCAAUGAUGCGACGGAUAUGGUUCGCCUGCUUGAUCGGCGUGUCUUGCUAGAAGGAGAUAAAGCGAACCGACCAUAGCCAUCGCAGUACCGGUAAUAGGGGCCCAUUGGCCUUGAAGAAACCAAAUAUUAGUUGAAUUCAAAUAGUACU